Messenger RNA from Cylicostephanus goldi, 666 nucleotides. The record is from the annotation of a GenBank genome assembly. NCBI's taxonomy places the organism in Eukaryota, Metazoa, Nematoda, Chromadorea, Rhabditida, Strongylidae.
AUGAUGGUACAGGAAAACGUGGAUAACUCCAAUCCAGCUCCCGGAGAAUCCAAUGACGGAAAUGUGGAAAUUGCAGUCAGCGAAACCCAACCUCUCCUGAUUUCAGCCGACACAGAUGCUUCUAAGACAACAUUUUCCUCAUUUUCGUCUCGGGAAUGGGGUAUUCUAGUGAUGCUUGCGUCCGCAAAUUUACUCUCCGUUGUUGCUUAUAGUUGUAUAGCUCCUUUCUAUCCCAAAGAGGCCAAGACAAAAGGUCUCUCCGACUUUGAGAUAGGUUUGACUUUUGGAAUAUUCGAGCUGGUGAUAUUUCUGGGAUCGCCAAUAGCUGGAAAACUGGGAAUUCUUCAAACCUGUGGUGGUAUUGGUUUUUCCUUGGGACCAUUUCUGGGAGGGAUGCUCUAUGAUCUGGGAGGAUUUCGGCUUCCCUUCUAUUCAUUGGGAAUGGCAAUGUUCUGCAUUGCAUUUCUGAGUCGACUUUUGAUUCCAGCAGAUUUAGGUCGAAUGCCGUACAGCUGUUGCAGCACGCGAUUGAACGCUCCUCGAUAUCGUUUGCUUUGGAGAAUGGCUGCGCCGCGUUCAUGCCGUGGGCCCGGUUGCGGCGUUCCAUCAUUUGCAAGUCCCUUCGCUCCCGGACCACUACUCAAGCGCGAACUCAAACUUGCCUAG